Cordyceps fumosorosea ARSEF 2679 is the source of this 1116-nucleotide messenger RNA. RefSeq lists its product as hypothetical. Gene Ontology annotation, molecular function: protein-L-histidine N-tele-methyltransferase activity. Bases 1 to 1116 code for a protein of 371 amino acids. The transcript is spliced from 2 exons. Gene Ontology annotation, biological process: peptidyl-histidine methylation, to form tele-methylhistidine. Lineage: Eukaryota; Fungi; Ascomycota; Sordariomycetes; Hypocreales; Cordycipitaceae. The record is from RefSeq and is a predicted model, not a curated record.
AUGUCAUUCUCCUUUGGCUUCGCCGGGGCCGACAUAGACUCGGCGGAGACUCGGCAGCCCGCCGCCCGCAGGGCGGCGGCGGCCUCGACAGCUGGCGCAUUUCCCGUCCCCGGAGAGCCUCAGCUGCCCGCCGCAUGCCAUGACAUUGGUCAGAUGCUCGCCGCGAUGCCCUCCAAGAUCGCGUACAGCCUGCUGGACGUGACCCUCGAUGACGGAAGCGUCGUGCGGCUGCCCCGCCGCGAGCUUUGGGAUGUGCGGGUGCAGCUCAUGGCGGAAGAGGAGGAGGACGCGGAGCACAGCGUCCACGCCGACGGCUCCGGCCUGGGCGCCCAUGAUGUCAAGACGGGCGUGUAUGAGGGUGGGUUCAAGAGCUGGGAGAGCAGCGUAGACUUGGUCAAAGUGCUGGCUGCGCAGGGUAAAGUGUCUGCUGCUGAACAUCUGCCGAUGAGAAUUAUAGAGUUUGGCUGCGGAACGGCCUUGCCCUCCGUUUCCCUCUUCCAAUGGACAAUAGAGGCCACCACGCCAACAACUGCCGCAACCCGCCAGCCAACAUCCUUUGUUGUAGCAGACUACAACCCUACCGUCGUGCAGCUCGUCACGCUGCCCAACUUCAUUCUCGCAUGGGCUCUUUCCACCCGUGAACACACACCUGCCUUACGCAACGCCUUCUCCAUCGACGACGAGCUGGAGCUUCUCCCUGAGGUGGUUGCGGCGUUCCAGUCCUACCUCAUCGCUAACCGCAUUUCUCUUACAUUCCUCUCUGGAGCGUGGUCCCCCGAGUUUAUUGAGCUCGUUUAUAGCAUCAUCCCCGAUGACGCGACUGGCUCGGGUGCUGCCGCUGCCACAUUGUUACUCGGCGCAGAAACAAUUUACUCGCCGUUUGCGCUGCAGGCAUUUACGGAAGCUACGUUUUCAAUAUUGCGACGAGAAAAGUCGAAGCAAAACGCAUCGCCGGCGGUCGCGCUGGUGGCUGCCAAAAGGCUGUAUUUCGGUGUUGGGGGCUCCUUGGAUGACUUUGUUGAACAGGCGCGCAGUCGUGGGAGCGAGGUCAUAACUUUGCGUGAAGAAUCGGACGGCGUGCGACGUGGCGUUGUAAAAUGCACCUUGCCAGAGUAG